UAAUAAGUGAAGCAUCUAAAGCUCUGGUCCCAUGGCUUCAUGUUGAGUCUUCUCUAUACUGUUCAAUGCUGGAUUUUAACAUCUCUUCUAAGUAUCAUAUUAAUGUUCAGAAAAGAAUGCUGAGAAGUUUCAAAAGAUCUUAGUUAAAAGCAAAAAAGACAGCAGAAGCUGAAGGGACAGAGUGUAUUUGACAGUUUGGAGAUGCUAAUUAUGAGAUAGUUGUGGGGACUGGGGAGAACAAUCUGGGGAAGCCUGAUAAGGGAAGUCACUAGGCUUCCAACUUCAGCAAGAGAUUUAAGAGGACUGUAAAUCAGGUGAAGUUGGGUUAUGUAAACUGUAGAUUGCAUUAUCUCAGAAAGAGCUAAUGCCAGAAAGUAGGUAAUUGUUAUAAAUUUCAGCUCUGUUUUCAUUUUUUUGCAACAGAAAAUUUUAAACAUGCAUGGAAUAUCAAAAAAUAGUAUAAUAAAUCCUCACAAUGCCUAUUGAUAGAACAUGAUCAACAUUCUGUCAUUCUUACAAGUUGACUUAUAAAAAUAUUUGAAUACAUUAGGGCUUUCUUUAAAUCAUUUUCCCUCCAGCUUUAUUGAGGUAUAAAUGACAAUUAAAAUGUAAAUAUUGAUGAUACAACCUAAUGACUUGAUACACAUAUAUGCUAGUUGCUAAGUCACGUCCAACUCUUUGCAACCCAUGGACUAUAGAAAAUACUUACCACAGCCAAGGCAAUCAACAUAGCAGUCAAUUCACAUCUUAACCAUUUUCCUUUUUUGUUUUUAAUGUUGAGAACUUCCAAGAUCUCUUCUCGUAGAAAAUUGAAAUUUCACAGUACAUAAUUGUUGACUGGAGCCACAUUUCUGUAUACCAGUUCUCCAGAACUUACUUGUAUUUUGUAAUUGAAGCCAAAAGUCAUUAUUGAAAAGGGAAAUUAUCAAAGAAUAGCAACAUGAUCUUGUGACAAGCUCCACAAAUUUUGAUCUUUCUUCAUUUAGGGUGGAAGGGAAGAAAACUGCUGAGCAGUAAGAUGGCCACACAAAUAGCUACAUACUUAUGGGUGGGAACCCAACGUUUUGUUCAUUCAGUCCUGCAGUCAUUCAUUCAUUCAAAUAACACAGUCUAGGCAGUUUUGCUGCUCACUGUCCAUCCACCAGUGAGACUGUCAUGCUGGACUUGGGCUUGAGUCCAAAUCAGGAGUCAUCAUUUAAUACAUCUUUGAAGACUGUGGAUAAGUGCUGUCCUUGAGCCUCAUCUUUCUCAUCCAUAAAAUAGGGAUAAUACGUUGCUGAAUAGGGUGUUGUUAGAGUUAAAAGUAAGGGGAGUUCCUCAGAAAUAUGCAUGACCUGUGUUCUGUAACAUAUGCCACUGUUACUUGUCUAGGCCCUGAGCUCAUGAUGAAAGAAAUCAUGAGACAGUAUCUCUCCCCUCAGAUUUCCCUUUCCCAGUCUACGAGGGCAGCAACAAGCUCACAGAGGUUCCCUGCACAAUGCAGCAUGUAAGAUGCCAGAAAGCUGCCCCCAUCAACACCAUGCAUUCAUCUUCCAAAAUCAUCUGAGUUCCUCUAAUUUUCUGUUACUUUUCAUUAGGUCUUGCAGCUCUACAAACAUAAUCUGUGCUAAACCCUGUUGUCCGAGGUCAAAAAAACUGUUGGAGUUUGGAGCAAAGAAAGGUUUAUUGAAAGAGUCAAGCAAGGAGUUCAUGCUCAAAAAAAUCCAAACUCCCUGAUGGAUUUCAGGGGAGAGUUUUUACAGGGAAGGUGAGGGAGAAAGUGCAGUGUAGGUGAUCACCUCCAUCAUUAUUCUCUGAUUGGUUGAUGAUGAGGUAACAGGGUCGUGUCACGGGGUUUAACAUCUUCAGUCCUCAGGCUCCAGCUGGUGUGGGGGCUCCCUGCUCGUGGUCAUCAUGCAGUUAACUUCUUCCAUCUGGUGAGGGUUUUAGUAUCUGUAGAACAACUCAGGAAUGUGCAUCAGACACUGUCAUCUAUAUGAUCUAAAUCCUUCAGGGAAGGACUAAAGAUUUUGUGAUUGCUAUAUGGCUGAGCUAUUGUUUAAUAUUUUGUUGUUGUUACUACACAUUCACAUUCUUUCAAUCGUUAAUUCUUGAGCCAGCCUUCUGUGGCUCAGAGGAGGCCUGGGAGAUUAAAGCUUUUCUCCAGGCAAGAGGGGCUUCCCAGGUGGUUCAGUGGUAAAGAAUCCACCUGCCAAUGCAAAGAGAAGCAGGAUGCAGGCUAGAUCCAUGGUUCAGGAAGAUCCCCUGGAGGAGGAAAUGGCAACCCACUGCAGUAUUCUCGCCUAGAUAAUCCCAUGGACAGAGGAGUCUGGUGGGCUACAGUCCAUGGGGUCGCAAACAGUUGGACAGGACUGAGUGAGCACUGCAUGCACAAACAAGAGGCAGGUAGAGGGCAUGGGGUGGGGUCUAGCCUAGGAAGAUCCCACAAGGUCCUUGCUCCAUUACAGCUGGACACCCUCCUGUAGCACCCUUAUUUGGUCUUGAUGAGGGCAGAGUGCCCAGAGCAAGGGCUGCUAUCUCCUUGUGCCAGCUUUCUCUGGGUCUUCAUCACAGCUGAAGGAGCAUUUCUGAUGCAGCCCGCCCCUCCUUCUCCGUCUUCUGGGUCGGGGCCCGGGCUCAGAGCGCGCCCUUUGGUAGAAUUUGCAGCCGGGUGCCCAAACGUAGGCCCCUCUGUCCGGUGCCUUGGGUGCCGCAGUUUCCUUAACUGGCUCCAUCAAAUGCGCCUGCAGCCUCGCCUCACACCUGCGUGGCCCCCGGCAGAGUCCGCCUGGCCGCCCCUUGGUCCUGCUGCCCCCACCGCUCCCGACUCCAGGCCCCAGAGGCAGAGCCGCGGAGCAGGCGGCACCGACCCCCGCCCUGCCGCUCCACUUCCUGAAGCAGGUGCUUCUGUCUCCCUAAGAGAGGACCGACCGCGUUGUGUCUGAGCCUCCAGUCUCCCCGCCGGCGCUUCCAGGAGCAGCUCCAUCACCAGAGCAGCGCGACCCCGGCCCGUGGCCGCCCCCGCCGGCAAGAUGCGGAAGCCCAACCCGCUGCAGGACGCGAACUUCUGCUCGCGCCUGUUCUUCUGUUGGCUAAACCCCUUGUUUAAAAUUGGGUACAAACGAAGAUUAGAAGAAGAUGACAUGUACUCCAUGCUUCCGGAAGAUAGCUCCCAGCACCUUGGAGAAGAACUACAAGGGUACUGGGAUCAAGAAGUUUUGAGAGCUGAGAAAGAUGCACAGGAGCCUUCUUUAAUGAAAGCAAUCUUAAAGUGUCACUGGAAAUCCUAUUUAGUUUUGGGAAUUUUUAUACUUCUUGAGGAAGGCACCAGAGUCGUGCAGCCCAUAUUUUUGGGGAAAAUGAUUGAUUAUGUUGAAAGCUCCAAUCACACGGAUUCUGCCACUUUGCAUGAAGCCUAUGGCUACGCGGCAGGGCUGAGCGCCAGCGUGCUGGUGUGGGCUGUUCUGCACCACUUGUACUUCUAUCAUAUUCAGCGUGUGGGGAUGAGGCUGAGAGUAGCCCUGUGCCAUAUGAUCUACCGCAAGGUACUUCGUCUGAGUAGCUCGGCCAUGGGGAAGACCACCACAGGCCAGAUAGUCAACCUGCUGUCCAACGAUGUGAACAGGUUUGAUCAGGUAACGAUGUUCUUGCACUAUCUGUGGGUGGGGCCACUGCAGGCAAUUGCAGUGACUGCCCUGCUCUGGAUGGAAACAGGAAUAUCGUGUCUUGCUGGAAUGGCGGUUCUCAUUUUCCUUCUGCUGUUGCAAAGCUGCUUUGGGAUGUGGUUUUCAUCACUCCGGAGUAAGACUGCAGCUCUCACAGACGACAGGAUCAGGACCAUGAGUGAAUUUAUAAGUGGCAUCAAAUCAGUAAAAAUGAAUGCUUGGGAAAAGUCACUUAUAGACCUUAUUACCAGAUUGAGAAGAAAGGAAAUUUCCAAGAUUCUGCAAAGUUCCUAUCUUAGAGGAAUGAAUUUGGCAUCAUUUUUUGCUGUAACCAAAAUCAUGAUUUUUGUCACCUUCAUCACCAAUGUGGCUCUCAAAAAGGUGAUUACAGCCAGCCAAGUGUUUGUGGUGGUGAUGCUGUAUGAGGCUCUGUGGUUUACCAGCACCCUCUACUUCCCCAUGGCCAUCGAGAAGGUGUCAGAGGCCAUCAUCAGUAUCCGAAGAAUCAAGAACUUUUUGUUACUUGAUGAGAUAUCACAGCUCACCACUCAACUGCCAUCAGAUGAUAAAACAAUCGUGCACAUGAAAGAUUUUACUGCUUUUUGGGAUAAGGAAUCAGAGACCCCAACCCUACAAGGCCUUUCGUUUACUGUCAGACCUGGUGAACUGUUGGUUGUGGUUGGACCUGUGGGAGCAGGAAAGUCAUCACUGUUACGUGCUCUGCUGGGGGAGCUGCCCCCGAGCCAGGGGCAGGCCAGCGUGCAUGGGAGGAUCGUGUAUGUUUCUCAGCAGCCUUGGGUGUUCUCAGGAACUGUGAGGAGUAACAUUUUAUUUGGGAAGAAAUAUGAAGAAGAACGAUAUGAAAAAGUAAUAAAGGCUUGUGCUUUGAAAGAGGAUUUACAGCUUUUGAAGGAAAAUGAUCUAACUGAGAUAGGAGACCGGGGAACCCCGCUGAGUGAAGGACAGAAAGCCUGGGUCAGCCUUGCCAGAGCCGUGUAUCAGGACGCAGACAUCUACCUCCUGGACGAUCCGCUCAGCGCAGUGGAUGCAGGAGUCAGCAGGCACUUGUUCGAACAGUGUAUUCGUCAGGCCUUGAAGGAGAAGAUCACAAUCUUAGUGACUCAUCAGCUGCAGUACCUAAAGGAUGCAAGUCAGAUUCUGAUACUGAAAGACGGCAAAGUUACGCAAAAGGGGACUUUUGCUGAGUUUUCAAAAUCUGGGAUAGAUUUUGAAAAUAUUAUUUUAUGGCAGAAGGCAGAGAAGGCUGAACCAUCUCCAGGUCCAGGAACACUCACUCUGAUCUCCAAGUCUUCAGUUCAGUCUCAACUGUCUUCCAGACACUCCAUGAAAGAUACGGCUCCAGAGGACCAAGAUGUGAAUUUCUCAUCCUGCAACACACCCUUGUCUGUCUGCUCUUGGUGACCUCGUGGACCUUCA
Molecule: messenger RNA, 5081 nt
Organism: Bubalus bubalis (water buffalo)
Lineage: Eukaryota; Metazoa; Chordata; Mammalia; Artiodactyla; Bovidae
Product: ATP-binding cassette sub-family C member 4
Exons: 15
Coding region: 3012-5066 (684 amino acids)
Biological process (GO): transmembrane transport
Cellular component (GO): plasma membrane
Molecular function (GO): ABC-type transporter activity; ATP hydrolysis activity; ATP binding
Source: RefSeq, a predicted model, not a curated record